UACGUAGGGCGGUAUUCGAAAGUUGAAACUAAUAUCUGUUUCAGCACGCUAAUCGAAGGAUGGCAAUGACGUGUACGGAGUCAUCGCAAACUCUACUCUACGGACCCUGUUCACGGGCUCACAUCCUUCGAACCUUCAACGAAUGUCGUGAUAGCCGCCGCAGAAAUACCGAGCACGCUACGACGUGAGUGAAAGCUGCUGCAGUCGAUAACAUAUUUGCAUGUUCGAUCACCUCGUGGAUGAUAGUGAAGAGGUCCAAAUUGGGUUUCAUCACACUUGCGAUUCCUCGCAAAAAAACAGCUUCUUGCGCGAGACGUUGGAGCGGAACAGCCGCAUGGAUCGAGAGACAUGGGGAGCACACGCCCGUUGAGGUUCCGGAAGACGUUGAGCGGUCCCCCGGCUGGAGACGUUGGCAAAACACGCGAAGUCCAGAACAGCCGCUCGAUCUCCUACUGUCAAGCGACGUAAAAAUCUCGACAGACCUGCCCGCAUCCUGUGCGAUCCCUAGAAAGAUUUUGCGCGCACUGUCUCACCGUUGGUGGUCCUGUGUUGAACUCAUCGGUGGGAUGGAGUGCUCCCUGUAUGCGCAGAACUAUCGCAAAGAGGCGUGUUUCUCAGGCGACUGGACGAAUUGCGAAUAUGACCCAAGAAAUCAUACCAAAGGCGUGCAAUUCGUCUUAUAUUUGGCCAAUUUCGACAAUUCCUGGAUGCCUUGCGCAUGUGACGACUGAUUUGCCUGGUCAUCAUUCGCGUCGACAAGAUCACGAUUUUCUGUUUGUUGUACGAAGCCUAGGAAGUGCGCAUCACCGUUGCAGA
Molecule: messenger RNA, 816 nt
Organism: Dissoconium aciculare CBS 342.82
Lineage: Eukaryota; Fungi; Ascomycota; Dothideomycetes; Mycosphaerellales; Dissoconiaceae
Exons: 1
Coding region: 240-731 (163 amino acids)
Source: RefSeq, a predicted model, not a curated record